Messenger RNA from Aspergillus caelatus, 612 nucleotides. RefSeq lists its product as uncharacterized. The coding region runs from base 1 to 612 and encodes 203 amino acids. Lineage: Eukaryota; Fungi; Ascomycota; Eurotiomycetes; Eurotiales; Aspergillaceae. The transcript has 3 exons. The record is from RefSeq and is a predicted model, not a curated record.
AUGGCAGGGCUCAUUAUCGAGAUGACUUCACUGACCACAGGCAGCGAUGCAGACGAGACUGAGGAUAAAGGGUCAUGCGAUAACACCGACUUGACACGCUGGGUUGUGCGAGACAAUGAGCUUAUCUGUUUAGGGCCUGGGGAAGAAGAGACAGAUAAUGAUAUCCAGGACCUUGAUACUACAGCUCUGGCUUCGUUACUUUCACAGGACCCUUACAACAGUUCGCAUGAAGGAUAUAACUGCAGAUUUGGUUUACUGCACGGAUGGAUGGCAAGCCUACGGGACGGUCCCUUUGAUCGCGAGGUGACUAUGCAGAUAAUGUCCGUGGCGAACAAUUUUGAUUGGCCUGCUAUCUUCAAGGCCGUAACGAAGACACUCGUCUACAACCUUCCUGGACGCCCUGACCAUGUCACAUCCGGUCACCUCUACACGCCGGCCUGUAUUUGUGAUUUCAUUGGCUAUACCCGUACUCUCCUAAUCGCCAGCCUAUCAGUUUGGUCUAUGAUAGUUGACCGGGAUUAUACCCCAGAAACAUGUCGUUGCAACGAAUGUCUGCCCUUAGUGUACCUAAUGGCGGUAGUCCGCAGAGUGGGCCCGGGGCGUGAGGGUUAA